Molecule: messenger RNA, 1538 nt
Organism: Dioscorea cayenensis subsp. rotundata (Guinea yam)
Lineage: Eukaryota; Viridiplantae; Streptophyta; Magnoliopsida; Dioscoreales; Dioscoreaceae
Product: probable polyamine transporter At3g13620
Exons: 2
Coding region: 18-1454 (478 amino acids)
Biological process (GO): transmembrane transport
Cellular component (GO): membrane
Molecular function (GO): transmembrane transporter activity
Source: RefSeq, a predicted model, not a curated record
UUAUAUCCACCACCAAAAUGGACCAAGAAAUCCAACUCCACACCACUCCCACCCCACAACCACCAUCUUCAACCUCUCCAACAACAAAACCCCAAACAAAAACUAACCUCACACUCCUUCCUCUCAUCUUCAUCAUCUACUUCCAAGUCUCCGGCGGCCCCUACGGCGCCGAGAACACCGUCCACGCCGCCGGCCCUCUCUUAUCCCUUGCUGGCUUCCUCCUCAUUCCCUUCCUCUGCAGCCUCCCUGAAGCUCUCAUCACUUCCGAGCUCACCUCUGCCUUCUCCUCCUCCGACUCUGGCUUUGUUCUCUGGGCUCUCCAAGCCUUCAACUCCCCCUUCACCGCCUCCUUCACCGGCUUUCUCAAACUCCUCAGCUCCACCAUCAACUGCGCCACCUUCCCCAACCUCUGCUCCGACUACCUCUCCUCCACCUUCCCUUCUCUCACCUCCGGCGCUCACCGCUCUCUCUUCAUCACCCUCCUCAUCCUCCUUCUCUCUUUCAUUAACUUCACUGGUCUUACUGUCGUCGGUUACUUCGCCAUUGCUCUUGGAAUCAUCUCCCUUCUUCCCUUCGUUCUCAUGACGUUCAUGGCUUCUCCGGCCGUGGUUCCGGCGAGGUGGACGGCGGUGAGGAAGAAGGUUGACUGGGGGCUUUAUUUGAACACUUUGUUUUGGAAUUUGAAUUAUUGGGACAAUGCCAGCACACUCGCCGGCGAGGUUCAGGACCCUCAGAGAACUUUUCCGGUAGCCAUGCUCGUCGCCGGAGUACUCACUUGUGUUUCUUAUUUUGUUCCGUUGCUCGCCGUCACCGGCGCCCUCGCCGUCUCCGAUGAUCAAUGGAGUGAUGGCUUCUUUGCUGACGCUGCAGGGAUGAUAGGAGGGAAAUGGCUAAAGAUAUGGACACAAGCAGGAGCAGUGUUAUCAGCCAUUGGACUCUAUGAAGCUCAACUCAGUAGUAACACCUUCCAACUCUUAGGAAUGGCAGAGCUUGGUCUCCUCCCCAAAGCACUCUCUAAAAGAUCCAAAUGGUUCAACACUCCAUGGCUAUCCAUUUUGGUUUCAACUCUAAUCACUCUCACAAUCUCUUUCCUUAGCUUCUCUGACAUCAUCGCCGCCGCCAACUUCCUUUACAGUCUUGGCAUGCUCAUCGAGUUCGCCGCCUUCAUUCGACUAAGAAUUAAGCUCCCUGAGCUCAAAAGGCCUUAUAAGGUUCCGAUGGGGAUCGCCGGAGUGGUCAGUAUGUGCACCGUGCCAUCUGUUAUCCUUGUUUUUCUCAUGGUUGUGAGUGGAUGGAGAGUUUGGUUGUUAAGUGUUGCUUUGAUGUUCAUGGCUGUUGGUUUGUAUUUUUGCAUGGUUUUUUGUAGGUCAAAAGGGUGUUUUAAGUUUAGUACUGAUGUGAGUCUUGAAGUCAACUCAGUUGAGGGUUUGAAAGUCAACCAUGUUAAUCUUUAACCUUUGAAGUGUAAAUUCAUAAUGUUAUGAACUCUAUGCUUUAGGUUAAGUUUGUAUCAAUAUUUUAAUGAUAAAUUAAAUCAA